Bactrocera tryoni is the source of this 3316-nucleotide messenger RNA. It is a transcript of the gene FER, whose product is annotated as tyrosine-protein kinase Fer. Gene Ontology annotation, biological process: peptidyl-tyrosine phosphorylation. The record is from RefSeq and is a predicted model, not a curated record. The transcript has 14 exons. Gene Ontology annotation, molecular function: ATP binding; non-membrane spanning protein tyrosine kinase activity. The coding region runs from base 710 to 3316 and encodes 868 amino acids. NCBI's taxonomy places the organism in Eukaryota, Metazoa, Arthropoda, Insecta, Diptera, Tephritidae.
AGUAAAUUAAUAAAUUUGCUACGUUAAAAUAUCAAUUUACAAAGAAAUUGCGAAAUGUCAAGUGCAAGUAAAUUGGUUGGAAGAAAUGCCAAUACGAAAGUUUAUUGAAGUGUAAAACAAAUCGAAAGCUGAUAAAAUAAAGUGCGCUAUGCAAAGUGUGUUGUUAGCGAAACACAAAGCGUGUGAGUGGCUCCGUGCGCGCUGAUAUCUUGCGGACCCCCCUCCAGCCAACUUCCCCUCCCUUUGGCUGGCAAUUCUUUGUGCGCGUGAAUAACCAAAUUAUAACCAAAUUGAAUGUGACAUUUUGGUUGAACCGAAAACGUUCAGGCUAUGGAGUAGCUGCAGCAUUAAAAAAAAUAGUGGUUAAAUUAAAAAAAUUGAAUGCAAAAAAAAUAAUAAUAAUAAAAAAAUGUGAAAAAAGUGUUUAAGCGCGCAUCGUUGCCGAGAAAAUCAAAAAUUUACACAUUUACCUAUGAAUACCUGUAAAUUCACGUGAAUAAUUAAACAAAAAACAAUGUGAAAAGCAAAAUCAAAAAAUUCUUGAAAUAAAUCAGUUUUUAUUAAAAAAAUAAAACCGGUGCUACCCAACCACAUAAUACCAACCGCAUUGUAAGACCACAAAACACAAAAAAAUAUAUUUUUUUAACACUUCAAAAUUAGUGAAAAAGUAAAAAACAAAUUUAACCGUUAACAAUAAAAGCCUACAGCUAUGGGUUUCUCAUCGGCCCUGCAGGGCCGUGCCGCGCACGAGGCAUUAAUCGUGCGCCAAGAUGCCGAACUACGACUUAUGGAGACCAUGAAACGAUCCAUACAAUUGAAAGCCAAAUGCGAUCGGGAAUAUGCGAUCGGUUUGGCUGCGGUUGCACAACAGGGUAUGAAAACUGAUCGCGCCGAUGAAAUGCAAGGCAGCCUCAUAACGAAAGCCUGGCGCUCCUAUAUGGAUGAAUUGGAUCACCAAGCUAAACAAUUCAAAAGCAAUGCAGAACUACUUGAAGUUGUCUGCGAAAAGCUGACACAUUUAUCACAAGAUAAACGUAAAGCACGCAAAGCUUAUCAAGAGGAGCAUGCCAAGAUUGCAGCACGCCUUAAUCAUCUCACAGACGAAGUUGUACGCAAGAAGGCAGAAUAUCAGAAACAUCUGGAGGGUUACAAGGCACUGCGGACGCGCUUUGAGGAACACUACAUAAAAUCCGGUCGCGGUGGACGAAAAUUGGACGAUGUACGCGAUAAAUACCAGAAAGCCUGCCGCAAACUACAUCUCACCCACAACGAAUAUGUACUCUCCAUCACCGAAGCCGUCGAGGUGGAGAAAGAUUUUCGUACAGUAUUGCUACCCGGUCUGUUGGAGCACCAACAAUCCGUACAGGAGAGUUUCAUACUAUUGUGGAAGAAUAUACUGCAAGAGACAAGCCAGCAUGGUGACCUCACAUCCGACAAAUUCAAGGAAAUCCAGAAGCGCAUCGACAAUGUGAUAAACAGCAUAAAUCCCAGUGAGGAAUAUCGGGAAUUCACCGAGAAACACAAGACCUCCCCCACCACACCCUUAGUAUUCCAGUUCGACGACGCACUCAUUGAGGAUAUACCCGGCAAAUUGCAAUCGAAUACGCUCACCGUUGAUAAUCUCACAGUCGACUGGCUGCGCUCGCGACUCAUUGACUUGGAAAUGUCCGUGAAGGAAUGCCAAGAGAAACAGCUGAAAAUGAUCGAGCAUGCGAAUGGCGGUUCACCGAUAGCGAACGGCAGCAUAACGCGCAAUGGCAGCACCGCCAGCAAUGGCAUACAAUCGCCCAAAGACAGUCAGAACAGACAAUCGAAGGACCUCAAUGCGUUGCGUUGCCAAGAGAAGCAAAAACAAAAGUUGGUGGACAUGAUUAAGUGCGCUUUGAAUGAAAUUGGCUGCGAGGAAUUGCCAUCUGGCUGUGAUGAUCAUUUGGAACAGAAUUUCAUAGAGAAUAGUUUUAACAACGACCAACAGAACUCGGCCACUUCGACCAAUUCCACAGGCGUAAGUAUUAUCAACGAGUUGCGACGACGCGGUGGCGUGCUCACACUACUACGCGGUAGGCCGUUCAAACGCAAAUCGACACCGCAGCCGACCACGCCCACCGUCAAUCGUAUGCGCACACAACGCUUCAACAAGCUACAACCGCGCUCCCAAAGUCUCGGAUCGUUGUCGAUGUCGCUGUCCACCAAUCGGCCACUGUACGAAGAAGAGUGGUUCCAUGGCGUAUUGCCACGCGAAGAAGUCGUGCGCUUGCUCAACAACGACGGUGAUUUUCUGGUACGCGAGACCAUACGCAACGAAGAGAGUCAAAUUGUGCUCAGCGUUUGUUGGAAUGGUCACAAGCAUUUCAUCGUGCAAACCACAGUCGAUGGGCAUUUCCGUUUCGAAGGUCCACCAUUUCCCAGCAUUCAGGAGCUAAUUAUGCAUCAGUAUCAGUCGGAGCUGCCGGUCACAGUUAAAUCGGGUGCCAUCUUGCGACGUGCCAUUUGUCGCGAACGUUGGGAGUUGAGCAAUGAUGAUGUCGUGUUGCUCGAGAAAAUCGGACGUGGUAACUUCGGCGAUGUCUACAAAGCCAAGUUGAAGUCCACAAAACAGGAUGUCGCUGUGAAAACUUGCCGCAUGACCCUGCCCGAUGAACAAAAACGCAAAUUCCUGCAAGAGGGUCGCAUUCUCAAGCAAUACGAUCACCCGAAUAUUGUCAAAUUAAUUGGUAUUUGUGUGCAAAAGCAGCCGAUUAUGAUCGUCAUGGAACUCGUGCCAGGUGGCUCUUUACUAAAUUAUUUGCGUAAGAACUCAAAUUCAUUGACGACACGUCAACAGAUGGGCAUGUGUCGAGACGCAGCGGCUGGUAUGCGCUAUUUGGAAUCUAAAAACUGCAUACAUCGUGAUCUCGCCGCACGUAAUUGUUUGGUUGAUUUCGAAAACUCGGUGAAAAUCUCAGAUUUCGGAAUGUCACGUGAAGAAGAAGAGUAUAUAGUUUCCGAUGGCAUGAAGCAAAUUCCUGUUAAAUGGACAGCGCCGGAGGCAUUAAAUUUCGGCAAAUAUACCUCAUUGUGUGAUGUUUGGUCCUACGGUAUUUUAAUGUGGGAAAUUUUCUCCAAAGGUGACACACCCUACUCGGGUAUGAGUAAUUCACGUGCACGCGAGAGAAUCGAUGCAGGCUAUCGUAUGCCAACGCCUGAAAACACACCGCCCGAAAUGUAUCGGCUGAUGUUAAAGUGCUGGUGCGCCGAAGCUGAAGCACGACCACAUUUCGACGAGAUCUACAACGUUGUCGAUGCACUGAUAAUACGAUUAGACAAUAGUCAUUAG